Messenger RNA from Adineta ricciae, 3783 nucleotides. NCBI's taxonomy places the organism in Eukaryota, Metazoa, Rotifera, Eurotatoria, Adinetida, Adinetidae. The record is from the annotation of a GenBank genome assembly.
AUGUCGGCUCUUAAUGAUUCGAAACGUUCAUUAAAUUCAUCGUCGAAUUCGGAUACAUCGCCGAUGAAAAAGAAGGCCAAAAUUGCAUUAAAACGAAAUGUGACAAAUUCAUCGUCGUCCAGUGAUGAUAUCGAUAUUCCAGUGACUUCGACAAAUCGCGCAAAUACUUCUACUGUUACCAAAGUUCCAGCAGCGUCUACAGCUGCAGUAAAACCUGCUCAGAUAUCUCCACCAGUAUCUACUCAACCAGCAGCAUCAGCAACUCGUAUUCAAAUUCAACGUUCGUCAUCAUCUUCUAAUGAAGAUUCCAAUGGUAGUGAUGAAAUUCUCACAACACGUACUCGAAAACGUCGAAAGAAGCCUGCAUCCAGUGAACGUACGAAUAUUUUGAAACAAAUGAAACGGAAAACUGAAGAAAAGAAAAAUACCGUUGUCACAGAAACGAUAGCUCUAACCAUUCCCGAUAAGAAUAACAAUACCAGUCAUAGUGAAAAUGGAAAAGCUCGCAAUGGUGCAAAGAAAUGUUCGUUUCAAUUCAGCGACGAUGAAGACGAUGACAAUACCAACCAUACUGAACUGAGUCAUACUAAAAACGCCAAUGACGAUGAUGGUGAGACGACUGAAAGUUAUGAAGUCGAAAACGAUAACGAAGACGAUCGUGUAAAUAAAAAUGGAAAUAUCAAAAUUGAAUAUGACGAUGAAAAUGACGACGAAGAAGAGGAAGAUGAUUCUCCAUCGAAACGUAAAAGUGGUCGAAAGAACAUUCGAAAGAUCAUUGAUGAUAAAGAAUUAGAUACUCAAACCAAACAAGCUGUAGAAGCUGAAUUAGAACGUCGUAAACGUAUUGCUGAAAAACAACGAGAAUACAAUGAGAUUUUAAUCGAAAACUCAAGCAAUACUGUCAGCAAAGACAAUGAUCAAGUAAAUAAUUCCAAUCGUCGACUAAUUCUUGAAUUAGAUCAAAACACGAACGAACCCCUAAUUGAAGUUUCACCGAAAUUGGUUCAACACUUAAAACCACAUCAAUGUGAUGGAAUCAGAUUUCUUUGGAAUAAUGUUUUUGAAUCAAUUGAUGCAAUACAAAAUAAAAAACAUAAUGGAAGUGGCUGCAUUCUUGCCCAUUGUAUGGGUUUAGGGAAAACUUUACAAGUUAUCAGUUUCAUUCAUACAAUGUUGAAUUAUGAUCAGAUAACUAAUGUCAAAACAUGUCUCGUUCUGUGUCCAAUCAAUGCGGCUUUGAACUGGUCCAAUGAAUUCGAAUCUUGGUUAAAUGAUGUUGAACCACCUGUCGACCAUUAUCAAUUAACAACUAUUAAGUCAAAUCUACGUGUUACACAUUUGAACUAUUGGUACGAACACGGCGGUGUUAUGAUUAUGGGCUAUGAAAUGUAUCGCCGUCUGGCCAAUGGUUUCGGUUUGAAAAAUAAAAAGAUCAAAGCACAAGCUUACAAAUGUUUGGUAGAUCCAGGGCCCGAUGUUAUUGUCGCUGAUGAAGGACAUAUUUUAAAAAAUGCGCAAACAGCUCUGGCAAAAUGUUUAACAAAGAUCAAAACAUCUCGUCGUAUCGUCCUAACAGGCACACCGUUACAGAACAAUCUUAUCGAAUACUAUUGUAUGGUUUCCUUUAUAAAACCGAAUUUGCUUGGUAGUCAACAGGAAUACAUCAAUCGUUUCGUGAAUCCAAUUCAAAAUGGUCAACACCGGGAUUCGAAUGAAGACGAUGUGCGUUUAAUGAAACGACGUGCAUGUGUUUUACACGAACUGUUAACAGGUUUUAUCGAUCGAAAAGAUUAUUCCUUAUUAAAAGAGUAUUUGCCGCCAAAAUUCGAGUAUAUUAUCAAUAUACGCUUAAGUGAUUUACAAACGAAUCUCUAUGAUUUAUAUCUGAAAUAUCAGCAACAACAACAGCAGCAGAAUGCUUUGACAAUGAAGAAAGAUUUCAAAUCAGCGAAACUAUUCGCUGAUUAUCAGUAUUUACAGAAGAUUUGGACACAUCCAUUUUUACUCUAUCCACAUUUUGUUGAUCACUGGAAAAAGCGAAUGAAUCGAGAUGAAGAUGACAUGAUCGAUGAUGAAGAUUUAGAAGCUAUGUUUACUGAUGAAGAUGAAGAAAUGGUAGAAAUGAAGAAGAAGAAAACACAGAAAAAAAAGAAGGAAUCACAGAAAAAUUUUAGUGGCUUUUUAAUUGAUAAUGUCGGUGAUGAAGAUGACAAAGCAGCAGAAACAACGAAAAAAUCCAAACGGACAGUUUCCAAAUCAUCCAAUGGCUCAUCGAAACAUGACGAUGAAGAGGAAGACGAUGAUGAUGAUGAUGACGAUGAUGACGAAGUUAUGCCCGAAAUGGAGUUCGAUUCGAAAUCCAAUGCAAGUGAUGAUGAUAAUAAAGUCGAAAUCGUGAAAAACUAUCGAACACGAAGUCGAACGGCAGCGAACAAGGAAAAACAACAAAUGUUAAAAGCAUCCAAUGGAAUAAAUCUGAAUUCUGAUAUCUUCGAUACUGGUAAUAACAAUGUUCGAUUGAAUGAAUCAACAGACGAUGAUCCACAAGAGAAUUCGGAUGAGCCAUGGUCGAAUGAAAUGCGCGAACAAUUCUGGUUUCCAUUCUUGGACAUGUUACCCGAUGCAAGUGAAUUUGAUACGGAAUUAAGCGGCAAGUUCUUCCUCCUGAAAUCCAUUCUCGACAAAUGCGCUGAAAUCGGUGAUAAGAUUCUUGUUUUCUCACGUAGUUUAUACACAUUAAAUUAUAUCGAACGAUUUUUAUAUCAUCUACACACACAAAAUCAACAAGAAUAUAAGAAGAAGUGUGAAGCGAGAAGACAACUACGUCAGAUUCUUUCUACAAAUGAUCAUUUGAAUGAAUACAUUCCACAACCAACGGAAUGGAUCCGAGACCAGGAUUAUUUUCGUAUGGAUGGUCAAACCGAUGUAAUGACAAGAAAACGUUACGCAAAAGCAUUUAAUGAUGAAUCGGAUCUACGAGCACGAUUAUUUCUGAUUUCGACAUUAGCCGGUGGUAUUGGAAUUAAUUUAGUCGGAAGUAAUCGAGUGAUCGUGUUCGAUGCAAGUUGGAAUCCAAGUCAUGAUACUCAAGCAAUAUUUCGAUCGUAUCGGUUCGGACAGAAGAAGCCGGUUUAUAUCUAUCGAUUUUUGGCACAGGGAACUAUGGAAGAAAAGAUCUAUCAACGGCAGGUGGUUAAACAAUCUUUAUCUCAACGGGUUAUCGAUGACCACCAAUUAGAUCGUCAUUUUACCGAAAAUGAUAUCAAAGAAUUGUAUAAAUUUACUCCUGAACAACUACCAGAACAACGUUCCAUCUCGAACACAGAUUUUAAUUAUGCUGUUCCAAAAGAUCACCUAUUGCUCGAUUUAUUAUAUGAACACAAUCAAUGGAUACAUUCAUAUCAUUCUCAUGACUCGUUAUUAGAAAACAAGCUCGAUGAAGGUCUUAGUGACGACGAACGACGAAAAGCAUUGGAAGAGUAUGAAAAUCUCAAACGUCUACCGGAUGCUCGUCAAUUGACUGCGCAGCGUUUACAACAACAGCAGCAGCAAUUAACAUCGUCAGCAAUGCUUCAGCUUCCUCAACUUCAACAAAUGUACAUUGACUUGUUUCGAUCGAUGUCAGCCGAGGAUCAACAAUCCUUGGAUUAUACGAAAAUGCUCCAGUAUGCUUAUGAACUUGGUUUAGCACCGGAAAAGAAUUCCUCGUUGAAACCCACAACAGAUUCGAACGAAGUCGUCCUUUUAGAAAGUGAUGAUGAACAAACUGAUAAUGCUCAAUGA